GGACUGUUUUGUUAGGUACACAACGCAAUGGCGCUACACUGUGGGCAAGCAUGCCGGCAAUAUUUAUUACAUUUAGCGCACGACAAUGUGCACUUCAGACUACCGGAGAUAAAAUCAUUACUAUCCCUUGUGGGUCAGCAGUGUGUUCCAACAGAAACCUUCAACGAAAGGUCACCCUUUUGGCGCCUGCAUGGCCUGUCUGAGGAUGACGUGAGGAGUGUUAUGGCAAGAACAGUUUGUGCCAAGUCUGCAUUUGAGCUUUGGGGUCAUGGAAGAACACUCUCUGAGCUGAAGUCAUCACUCCUGGAGUAUCCCAGAGAACACAUGAUGCCAUUCCUACAACCGGAAUCAACAUACAAGAUUAAUGUCUACACUUUCAACAAGACAUUAUUGUUUCAAGACAGAAUAAAGAGGAUAGAUGCAUUGGAUUUUCUCCUUUUUCAAGGUAAAGUCAAUCUUAAGGAUCCUGAUCACACUUUCUGUUUAUUGGAAGACUAUGGACUGGAUCCCAAUGAUAUUCCUGAGGAGCCUUUAUACAUAUAUUUUGGAAGAUUUAUUGCAGAUGGGCAGAGAGAACUAAUCCGUUCGCACAGUGUAAAGAAGAGGCACUUCAUUGGGAACACCAGCAUGGAUGCAGGCCUUUCUUUUAUAAUGGCCAACCAUGGCAAAGUGAAAGCUCAUGAUUUGGUGUAUGAUCCUUUUGUUGGAACAGGCAGUCUUCUUGUAGCAUGUUCUCACUUUGGAGCUUAUGUGUGUGGGACAGACAUUGAUUAUAACACUAUACAUGGAGUAGGGAAAGCCAGUAGGAAGAAUCAGAAAUGGAGAGGUCCGGAUGAGAAUAUCCGAGCAAACCUCAGGCAGUAUGGGUCGGAGUGCCUUUAUGUGGAUGUCAUGGUCUCUGAUGCCUCAAAACCCGUAUGGAGGAAGGGAGCACUGUUCGACGCCAUUAUUACAGAUCCUCCUUACGGAAUUCGUGAGUCCACAAGGCGGACGGGCUCUCACAAAGAGAUCACAGCUCCUCCUGAGAACUUUGCUGGUGAGAGUCAUGUCCCUGUUUCCAUGGAAUACCAUUUAAGUGACAUCUUUGCAGACCUCCUGAAUUUUGCAGCUCAUCACUUGGUCCUCGGUGGACGUCUGGUUUACUGGCUACCCAUUUACAGACCAGAGUACUGUGAAGAGAUGGUCCCGUUACACCCUUGUCUCACACUCAUCAGCAAUUGUGAGCAGACUCUGUCCAGCCACACGUCCCGAAGGCUCAUCACUAUGGAGAAGACCAAGGAACCCAAGAAUUCAGAUGAGCUAGCACAGUUAGCAGACCCACGCUUCAGUCCGUACCAAGGCCAUAAUUCCUUCAGGGAAAAAUAUUUCAGUGGCAUCACCAAAAAGAAUGGAAAGGGCAACGGAAAAGAACAGCAUCGAACAAAGGAGAAUGAUGGAUGAAGUUUAAGAUUUGAUUUUAGCACAUUUGUACUACAUAAUACUUAAUUAAAAAUUUUUGUAAUUUAAUUUCUACUACUUCUUUUAAAGCAUACAUGUGAUUUCAUUUUAAAAAGCAUGCCUCAACAUUUUUUUUGUGUGUUUUUUUUUUAUUUUUUUUAUCUCACCUCAGGUGAAAGCAAGCCCAAAAGGAUCUGAUGUUAUUUAUUACUGCAUUAUCUCUGAGUAUUUAGAUAAAGUGUGAAAGGGAUUGCAGUAAUCGCUUUCACGUAGCAAAGGCAGCAAUGAUGUAGAGGCAGUUUCACCUACUGUACAUUGUGGGAGGAUGAUGGACUGCUGCUUCCUGUUGUAUGAACUUAGUUAAGAUAUCUGAUUAAUGAAUCGCUUUUGAGUUUACCUCCAAGAAAAUCAUCUGGGAGACUUAUGUUCAACAUAAAUUUGAUCCAUGAACAUUAAGAAAAGCAAUUGUUCUUCUUUGGUUUGACAUAAGUCUUAUAUUAUAAAUCAGAAGGAUGCGCAUCCAAGUGUUUCUCCAAGGAUUGUCUUCAGGUAGAAGUCAUUUUAUAUGGGUUUACAUUACAGAUAGUACAUUCCAACUGUCACCAAAUCUCAUGUGAAAUUUUUCUUGUUGUUAUCAUUGUUAUAAUUUGUUAGUUGCAAGUUUAGCUCAUCUUCGUUGGUGUGAUGGCCAACUGUUGCUUUAAGAAAACCUUUUAAUGACAGCAGAGUGUUAUUAGAAAUGACAGUAGCGUGUAGGAUGAAUUAGCAUGAAUGGAGGAUUGUUUUGUUUUUUUUUUCUUCUUUUUUUCCUCCACCAAACACAAUACUGCUAGUUAUGUAUGUAACUCUGGUUCUGUGAACCCCAGAUAACCUCCAGGCAUGGGGAUGGAUCUUUUCUAGUGAUCUUUCACAUGUAUAUAGAUUAUCCAAUAAAGUCUCUUCAUCACA
Molecule: messenger RNA, 2385 nt
Organism: Clarias gariepinus (North African catfish)
Lineage: Eukaryota; Metazoa; Chordata; Actinopteri; Siluriformes; Clariidae
Gene: trmt11
Product: tRNA methyltransferase 11 homolog
Exons: 13
Coding region: 28-1440 (470 amino acids)
Biological process (GO): methylation
Cellular component (GO): cytoplasm
Molecular function (GO): nucleic acid binding
Source: RefSeq, a predicted model, not a curated record